Molecule: messenger RNA, 588 nt
Organism: Protopolystoma xenopodis
Lineage: Eukaryota; Metazoa; Platyhelminthes; Monogenea; Polystomatidea; Polystomatidae
Source: the annotation of a GenBank genome assembly
AUGGCUAAGGUCUCCACCUGUACGCCGCUGACAGUUCGCCGAGCAUUGUCCUACCAUCUAAAAAAGAAAGCUGAGGGCAUAAGCCUAUCCUAUGCCUCAUGCUGGUAUGUGUCAUGUCCCCAUCCUUAUUUGACUGUUAAUCGUGUUAUUCUUCAAUUUACCCCACCGAUCCAAGACUUUCUGACCGGUAAGAAGCUACCGACAGCACAUGUACAGCAUCUAAUGGAAACGAGAGACCCUCCUAAAGAAACCAAGCAAAUAGCUUCGCCUACAGGCGUCAAAGCCGAUGUCAAACCUGUCAACCGCACCUCCGCAAUGCCUGCUGAUUCUGAUUCUGAUUGUGAACACAGAUCGCUUUUUCCACUUAAAUGCGAAAAAAUGCCACAAGAAUCCCUUAGAUAUAUUCUGACGAUAUGGUAUUCCCCUGAAGUCAGCUCCAUGCUUGCUGGUAAGUCCCUUUUGUCCGAAGAUUUUUUAGAUUCCAUGUCUGCAGCUUUUAAUGACACCGAAAUCGAGCAUCUACUUUCAUGCCCAUUAAAAGAAAUCCUUCAUGAAGCAAGGAGAUACUUUGCCGAAAUGGGCAUAUAA